Molecule: messenger RNA, 2965 nt
Organism: Pocillopora damicornis (cauliflower coral)
Lineage: Eukaryota; Metazoa; Cnidaria; Anthozoa; Scleractinia; Pocilloporidae
Product: trace amine-associated receptor 365
Biological process (GO): G protein-coupled receptor signaling pathway
Cellular component (GO): plasma membrane
Molecular function (GO): G protein-coupled receptor activity
Source: RefSeq, a predicted model, not a curated record
AACUACGAGGCUUUAAUGAGCAAUGCGAGCCGUCGAGAGGUCUAUUUAUGAAGUAUUUAUUACUAAUAUUAGUGCCCGACCACCAGCAGACCUCUCCCCGACUCGUUUCAAAUCUUCCCGCCGGAGGAGGAACCCUCACGCGUCUUGUAGCGCUAAUAAUAAUGGGGCGAGCUUGAAGGCUGAUUUAUCGCGGCUUCAGAAUAUAAUAUUAAAUGCUUAUCGGCUCUCAAUUGGUGAUACCUGAAUCAGAGCAGAUGUUACUUUGCGAUGAGAAUCACCUUGAGCUUAUUUUUGUUCAAUAUUAUUAUGUACUUGUUGGUGCAACGUCAGUAACUUGUAUAUAUGUUAACACACUGUUGUCGUCAAAGGCGAGAAACGGAUUAAUCCUAUACGCCCUAACAUCAGUAUGCGUAUUCUUUAUACUGCUCUCUAUACAUUUCCAAAGGUGUUGACAAGGAGACUUUGUCUAACAGUCAAGAGUUUCUGUAGUUGGCGAUCAUUUUCCUUACGCUCGUGACCUUCAUGUUUGGUUCAGGGGUAGUAUUGUAAAGCCAAAUUAGAUGCUACUCACCCCAAGGAGUUAAAAAUUGAUUUUAAAAUGUCAUUGCACACUGAGUCCAACGUUUCUGAAGUAUCACAGGACCACUGCUUGACAGGCUUCAUCCAUGUGCAUUACAUGUCGACUUGUCUCAAAGCUUAACUUCGUUUCUGAAUAUGCUGUUACUUCUUAUUUUGAACAACUUUAACGAGUGUGAAGUUUUUUUUCGCAUACCUAAGACAUGCUAGCUUUCUCUUGCGACUACAAGCAGCGCGUUCUCUUAAGGACUUGAUGAUUCCGCUGAUUGCAAAUCUUAAUUCUGAAGAAAGCGGAUGUUGAGCGUCUAAAUCAAAUAGAAAACCCUUAAUAAUUUCUUUCAUAGCUCUGCUUUAUUUUGCUACUUCAGUGUCUCGUAUUACACGUAACAAAGCGCGCUUUACCAGAAAGGGAUGAUAACCUUAGCAGCGUAAGACAUACAGUAUCUCAAUUUCACAGAUAGAUUUAUUAACUGAAAAAAAAAAACAAACAAUUAAUGGUGUAUUGCAAACACCUGUAAAAACUAAUAAAAUCUCCGAUUAGGGUGUUAAUUUUAAUAUUUACCUUUUACAACGUUGCAUGUGGUUGUCUGCCUCAGUGGGACGGACCAUUGUCACCUUGCAAGUUUUCAUUUAGGAUGAGUUAGCGUGCUGUUUUGAAGCUAUUAUUGAUUUGGAAAUUGAUACGAAUUGAAUGAGGUCGUUACAAUUUGGAACGCAAAAUUGAAAUCGAUCAACAGUUUUUUUCUAAUUAAAAGUAAUUUGGGCACGUCAAUGCAUGUAAAGAGAUCAGGAGUGUUUUAGUGAUUCUGGAGCUGCAGGCUUUGAUCACGAUUCUAAAAACAAUCGCAAGAUAUCACGUUUCUAUUUCUUAUUUGAAAGUUGUGUUCAGCAUAACUUGCAUUUCCUUUAAAAUUGUCAAGCAGAAGUCUUAAUCACUCAUUCAAUGAGACAGCCGAACAAAGCGCCGUGUGACAUCACAUUUCUUAUUGAUAUUAUAAAGGUUGUUUACUUUUAAAGGACUUCUCCGAUAUUAAAAGUCGGUAGGGCCAAUUUGUAGUACCCUGAUCCUCUUUGAUGUCAUAUACUCUGCCCGCCUGGAGACUUACAUUGUGAAACGCCAUCUGAUCACCCAACCAAGUGAAAACCUGAUGGCUAAUUCAACUAUAGAGAGGACCUACGAAUCUCACCACCCGCCCGAACUAAAAAUUCUCUUCUACACUGCUUUCAUCAUUUCUCUCCCUCUAACUGUAUUCGGAAAUGGUCUCGUCAUAUUAGCAGUUGUUAUUAAUAAGAAACUCCGUUCCGCCACCAAUGCUCUGAUAGUGAGCCUGGCCUUUGCUGAUUUGCCUGUUGGUCUGGUGAUCUUCCCUCUUAUUUCCUUGACACAGAUAUACGGGCCAAAUCUACACUAUGGCAAGCAGUUGUGCAACACAACGAUCUUCUUUACUGAGGUGUUCCUGAGCGCCUCGUGUCUUCAUUUGUUAUUCAUUAGCUUGGAUAGGUAUCUAGCAAUCAAUAACGCUCUUCGUUACCACGCUAUCGUCACCGCAAGACGUAUCGCUUACGUCAUAGCCUUCAUUUGGACUUUGUCCGUGCUCGUGGCUGUGUUUCCUUUCCUUGGUUGGCGGGACGUCCGGCCUCGUUCCCAGGGAGGCUUUUGUCAGUAUCACCUGAACCUCGCUCCCAGUUUUAUUCUUUUUCUGCAUAUAACCGUGUGCCUGACACCACUGACCAUCACAUGUCUGGCGUACUGUAAGAUAUUCCAAGUAGCUCGACAGCAGGCUCAGAAAAUCGCCGUUAUGACGGUUAGUGGAAGUGAACAAGAAAAACGCCGUAAGAAGCUGGAAAAAGAGCGUAAAAUUACUCUAUCGGUUGCGGUUGUUGUUGGAGUGUUCAUCCUCUGUUGGGGGCCGCUUAAUGUCAUGCUCAUCGUUUACUGUGUAUGUCAUAGCUGUGUCUCUUCUCUUGCUAUCGAGGCAGCGGAAGUGUUCUCCAUGUUAAACUCUGGCUGUAAUCCACUCAUCUAUGGAACUUUUAACAAGGACUUCCGCAGGACCUUUAAGGCUAUGUUACAAUGCCGCUGGCGUCAAAUCAACCGUGAAGAGAUCGAGGGCUCAACCCAAGUGGCUAUGCGCGCGUCGAAGGACUCAGUGGAAAGUGCGAAGUGAAAAUUAUCAGAUACAACAAACAGAAGUCGGUUCACUACGAUUUUCAUUUCGAUUACCGGAGAUGAUUUUUAAAUCUCAAGUUGAAACGCACAAACGAAAAAAAAAAAAAAGAUUUAAUGAAAUCCGUUAAGAAGGAAUUCCAAGGAUCAGUGAUGCGGUUAUGAGCUGCUUUUGAAAUUUAAAAGGGACGCUGCAGAAUUAAAUAUAUCUACAUAACAAUG